GCGGCGCUUUCCUUUUCCACUUCCAUCUUGCUCGGUGGCUGUGGCCCUGGGCUCUCGGUUUCAUAAAAGUAACAACCUCCGAAGCUUCGCGGAACAGAGACCGAGGCCGCAGAGAAACAGUCGGGGCCUGAACGUACAGGACUGAAGAGCCGCCAUGCCUCAGAACGAACACAUAGAAUUACACCGGAAACGGUAUGGUUAUCGCUUGGAUUACCAUGAGAAGAGGAGGAAGAAAGAGAGCCGUGAGGCUCAUGAGCGAUCACAGAAAGCGAAGAAACUUAUUGGUCUGAAGGCCAAACUGUACCACAAGCAGCGCCAUGCCGAGAAGAUACAGAUGAAGAAGACUAUUAAAAUGCAUGAAAAGAGGAACACCAAACAGAAGAAUGACGAGAAGACACCAGAAGGAGCGGUUCCAGCGUACCUGCUAGACAGAGAAGGACAAAGUCGAGCCAAAGUUCUCUCCAACAUGAUCAAACAAAAGCGGAAAGAGAAAGCAGGUAAAUGGGAGGUUCCUCUACCCAAAGUCCGUGCACAGGGAGAAACAGAAGUGCUUAAAGUCAUCCGCACAGGAAAGAGGAAGAAGAAGGCUUGGAAGAGGAUGGUCACCAAAGUCUGCUUUGUCGGAGAUGGAUUCACACGCAAACCUCCUAAAUAUGAAAGAUUUAUUAGACCCAUGGGCUUACGUUUUAAAAAGGCUCACGUGACUCAUCCAGAACUCAAAGCCACGUUCUGCUUACCUAUACUGGGUGUAAAGAAGAACCCAUCAUCUCCACUUUACACAACGUUAGGAGUCAUCACAAAGGGAACAGUCAUCGAGGUGAACGUCAGUGAGCUUGGUCUCGUUACGCAAGGAGGCAAAGUUAUAUGGGGAAAAUAUGCACAAGUCACAAAUAAUCCUGAAAAUGACGGCUGCAUCAAUGCAGUUUUGCUCGUAUAAUGUUCUUUGGUUGAACGUGGACUGGAUUCUGCUAUAAAUAACAAGGCCCAUAUUGGGAGAUCACCUUCUGCUCAGUUUGACAAUAAAGUUUUUUUGUGUUCAAAAGCA
Messenger RNA from Bufo gargarizans (Asiatic toad), 1045 nucleotides. RefSeq names its product NSA2 ribosome biogenesis factor (gene NSA2). Bases 155 to 937 code for a protein of 260 amino acids. Gene Ontology annotation, biological process: maturation of 5.8S rRNA; maturation of LSU-rRNA. The transcript is spliced from 6 exons. Gene Ontology annotation, cellular component: preribosome, large subunit precursor; nucleolus. Lineage: Eukaryota; Metazoa; Chordata; Amphibia; Anura; Bufonidae. The record is from RefSeq and is a predicted model, not a curated record.